Messenger RNA from Periconia digitata, 1219 nucleotides. The record is from the annotation of a GenBank genome assembly. Lineage: Eukaryota; Fungi; Ascomycota; Dothideomycetes; Pleosporales; Periconiaceae.
UGUACAAGGUCCCACUCAAGGCGUAUUUUGCUGAAGCUUCAUCGUCCUUGCGCCAGCCGCUCCACUGCCAUGGGUCACGUCUUAGCAAAGCUGAGGCACAUCCGACGUCCAAUCAAUGUCAUGGUUACCACCAUGUUAGAUACCGCGAUCAGCAUUGCAACGCUUCCAUAUUAUCGCGCUUAUCAAUUCAACACUUCAAAACCACUACUGAUGAUCGCGAACCUCGCUACACAGUCAACAGAAUCGAUGGACCUCCUCCGCUUGAUUGCGUUUUGGAGAGAGAGAAAACUCGCGGAACUACAAUAUGUGUCCAUCGCUUGCACUGUCCUUGCCGCCGCGGUCAUAGGCGCAUUUUCUUGGGACACAGUCCAACACACAUAUUGGCUUACACAUGGAUUCUGGCACUCUUCUCUCGUUCUGUCGACACUUGGGAUUCUUCUCUCCGCAUCGCAGGCUGCUGCGUUGCAAUCUCUAGGACCUGCUUCCAUCCCAAAGAGAAUUCAUGCUUUGGAACCGGACAGAGCAAAGGUCACCAUCGCUAGAUACUCCCCACUGCUAAUAUCAGAUACCCCGACUGGAUUCGUACCACGGAAAAAGAUGCUAUUCACGUGGCAGGGGCCUAUAAUGUUGAUGAGCUACUCCGCUUGUUUGUUUCUAGCUGGUCUUACUGUCCUCGUUUGCAGUCCGCUCAUUAUGAGAGAAGGCCGGGGUCCAGGAUAUAACAUUGCCAUAAUGUACCUGACAGUCGCCGCCGCAGCCGGUCCGAUCUUUCUGUUCUGUUCUUUCUGGGCUUAUCAUUAUGUGGACAUCGACUCUCUACCGGUCGAAAGUGAAGCAGACAAUGAGACUGCGAAUUCUCCAUUCCCUCUGAAGCAUAACAUGAGAGUGUAGGGGGGGCUAGUUCUAAAGCGUUGGGAUACUGAUUUUCAAUCCAGGUCUCUCGUACUCUUUUGAAACACCAAGUUUUUUACUUCAGUGCUCACUCAGCACGUAAAAAACUCAGUAGUCUCUCGUACUCCGAGAUACUAUAACUACGUAGUUAUUGAUUGAUUUGAGUUCCGUUAUGAAAUUUGGCAUGGGCUUCAUCUUCAUCAGUCAAGUCCGAGGGAACAUUUCACUCCAGAAAAUUAGAUCUGUUUGCUUGAAUAUAUACACAUGUUGUGGUGACCCCAGAGGUGUGCUUGACUUCGCUCUUCCUGACGAGUCUUCAGUCUUGCCC